AUGCCGGUGAAGAAGAUGAUAUUAAUAUCGGAGACGAAAAACGUAUGCCGUCCACAACCGAAGAAACACUCAGCGAAUCGGUCUCCGUCACCUGAUGAAGAUGCGGCGGAUGAUUUCGAGAAGGAAGAGCUCACGCUUCGAGAAGUCAUCAACAUCAAGUUGGCGGAGAGCGGAGAGAAGGAGACUCUGAUGGAGCUCGUGAGAGAUAGAUUGGUGGAGUGUGGUUGGAAAGAUGAGAUGCGAAUUGCUUGCAGGGAGCAUGUAAAGAAGAAGGGAAGAAAAGAUGUUACAGUCGAUGAACUGAUCCGAGUGAUCACUCCAAAAGGCAGAGCUUCAGUACCAGAUUCUGUGAAGGAAGAGCUGUUGAACAGAAUUCAAAACUUCAUUGUAUCAGCUGCUCCUUGA
Molecule: messenger RNA, 405 nt
Organism: Microthlaspi erraticum
Lineage: Eukaryota; Viridiplantae; Streptophyta; Magnoliopsida; Brassicales; Brassicaceae
Source: the annotation of a GenBank genome assembly